Molecule: messenger RNA, 1726 nt
Organism: Sphaerodactylus townsendi
Lineage: Eukaryota; Metazoa; Chordata; Lepidosauria; Squamata; Sphaerodactylidae
Gene: COMMD2
Product: COMM domain containing 2
Exons: 5
Coding region: 88-687 (199 amino acids)
Source: RefSeq, a predicted model, not a curated record
CCAACUGGCUACGGGGGAUUUUAUUUUGUUGUGCGCCGCAAUCAAGAAGCCGACUGUUUGUACGGCGAGAGGCGUUUACCUUGGAAAAUGUUGCUGGUACUUUCGGAGGACCAUAAGGAGCACCUGGGCUUCCUUACCCAGGUGGAGAGUUCAGUUGUCAGUGAAUUUGGCCGGAUUGCAAUGGAGUUCUUAAGGAAAGGCACAAACCCGAAAAUCUAUGAAGGAGCAGCAAGAAAACUUAAUGUUAGUAGUGAGACAGUUCAGCAUGGAGUAGAGGGAUUGACGUAUCUUCUCACAGAGAGCUCAAAACUCAUGAUUUCAGAGAUAGAUUUCCAAGACACUGUACUUAUACUGGGAUUCUCUGAAGAACUGAACACCUUACUACUUCAGCUGUAUCUUGACAACAGGAAGGAGAUCAGAGGUAUUUUGAGUGAGCUGGCACCAAAGCUCCCUAGUUAUCACAGUCUUGAAUGGCGUUUAGAUGUACAGCUUGCCAGCAGAAGUCUGAGGCAACAGAUUAAGCCAGUUGUGACUUUGAAACUGCACCUGGAACAGAAUGGAAGCCAAUCUACCAAAAUAUUACAAACUGACCCUUCUACGUUGCUCCAUCUGAUUCAGCAACUGGAACAGGCUUUGGGGGAAAUGAAAACAAACCAUUGUCGGCGAAUAGUUCGUAACAUCAAAUAGUGUUUGUCACCGCAGUAAACAUGAUGGAAUUAUGGGCCACAGCAUCCACAAAACAACAAAGCAUCUUGAUCCGUCAGAAUCCUUUCCUGUGCCUGGAUCUUGAGGCAGUGUUUACAGGCUGAACUUGCUUGGGUGUUAUCUUUAUAAUGCUGUCUGAUGCUAGUUAGCCCAAUUGUCAUUAUUUUAGCCAGGUGUAAAUGAAUUUGCUGAGCACCUGAGUUUUCCUGACUAUGCCGAGCUGCUUUUUGUAUAAUGCUUUUGCAGCACUCUUUAUUUAUUAACACAGUGACCAAAAUCUUUUCCCUUAUCUUCUUUUUUUUUUAACCACAAGAAAUCAAAGAAAUACACAGUAAUAUGAUUUCCUGCCAUUUCUGGGUAAUCCUUGAGCAAUCUGCAACUCCAAUAUAUGGAGGAAACAUUCUUCAUUCCAUAAUUACUGGUUGGUGCUGAUGUUUGUAAGUAAAUAACAGCAGCCUCUGGUGAAAAUUGCUUUGUUAAACAAGGAACGUGAUUUUCUGGUUUACGCAACCUCCUGCAACUGAACUGUUCAGUGGAUGUCACAGGGUAGCAUAACGUUCAGACAGGAAACCUGAAAAAAAUGCCUCUGUGAUAACAGGAGUUAUUAUUCAUGCAAGUGGAUGGCCAAGGCAAUUGAGACUGCUCAACUAAAAGAAAAUGUCUUGCAUGAAUUGGUUCUCAGAGCAGGUAAUAAUAAUUAUGUGAUAAUCUGUCUACUUUGAUAUAAAUGAGACAAUUGUAUGAAUACUGUGAUAGAUUUUGGAUUUGUAUGUAAUCCUCUACUUUUUAUUAUAUUAUAUGCUGCAGAUGAACCUGUUCCUUACCAAGACAGUCACAUCUGAAAGAUUUAUGAUAGGAUUCACAGCAAUAUUUGGCUAGUGAGAGCCAUGAAAAUGUAUUGUGUUAAGACCAGUUUCCACCCACCCCAAUUCAGCAUAAUGGAAAGUUCUGGAGACCUUGAACUCUUGUACACAAUUUUGUACUAUUUUGAGGAUAGUCUUAAUAAAAGAUAUUGCAUGGC